GGCGGGCCAUGUCGGCGUUAGAGUGGUUCGCGUAUAAGCCCCUGGGCGGCGGUAUCUUUUGGAUCCAGGAGCGCUUCUACGAGUCGGGCAACCGGGCCAACAUCUGGCUGGUGCGGGGCUCGCAGCGAGACGUGGUGAUCGACGCGGGGCUGGGGCUGCGCAGCCUGCCCGACUACCUACGCGACGCUGGGCUGCUGGAGCCGGCCGAGAGCGCUGGGCCGCGGCCGCUGCUGGCCGUAGCCACUCACGUCCACUUCGACCACUCGGGCGGGCUGCAGCACUUCGAGGAGGUGGCGGUGCACACUGCCGAGGCAGCGGCGCUGCAGCAAGGCGACAACUACGAGGCCGUGACGUGGCUGUCAGACCGAGAGGUGGCACGGCCGCCGCGGCCCGGCUGGAGCGCCCGGCAGUUCCGCGUCCCGCCCGUCCGGCCCAGCCGCCUGCUGCAGGAGGGGGAUGUGAUCAGCCUCGGAGAUCGACAGCUCAUUGUCAUGCACAUGCCUGGUCAUUCACGAGGCAGUAUUUGCUUACAUGACAAGGACAGGAAGAUUUUGUUCAGUGGAGAUGUGGUGUAUGAUGGAUCUAUGAUCGAUUGGCUUCCCUACAGCAGAAUCAGUGACUAUGUUGUAAGCUGCCAGCGCCUGAUGGAGUUAGUAGACAGAGGUCUUGUGGAGAAGGUACUACCUGGGCACUUUAACAUAUUUGGAGCAGAAAGGCUGUAUCGGUUAGCUUCCAACUACAUUUCCCAUGCUGGACUUUGUCACAAGAUUUCUACCUGUGCUAUGAGAUCCAUUGCAAGCAUAGCACUUCGUGUUGCAAAUUCAAGAAUCACUUCUCAGUGACAGUCAGUUUUGUGUGAUCUGUCACCUGCUGUAAAACCAAAUGGGUUGUGAAAGCAUCAAUAACAAGCAGAAGCAGUAUGUGUUAGUAAAAAAUGGCAAAUUGAUACAGGUGAGCGUCAAAAACUCUCCCUGUUUUUUCCUACUUUAUUCAUAUUUUUAUAAAAACUCCAUAAACUAGUAGCAUUAGCCAAAGCUACAGUUUUUCUUUCUGCUUUUUCAGAGCAUGUUUGUACAUAUAUUGCAAUUGAAAUGUAUCAUUUUAUUUUUGUUACAACUCUGGCAGAUUAAUA
Messenger RNA from Sturnus vulgaris (Common starling), 1132 nucleotides. It is a transcript of the gene MBLAC2, whose product is annotated as metallo-beta-lactamase domain containing 2. Lineage: Eukaryota; Metazoa; Chordata; Aves; Passeriformes; Sturnidae. The record is from RefSeq and is a predicted model, not a curated record.